Molecule: messenger RNA, 859 nt
Organism: Sodiomyces alkalinus F11
Lineage: Eukaryota; Fungi; Ascomycota; Sordariomycetes; Glomerellales; Plectosphaerellaceae
Product: NAC-domain-containing protein
Exons: 3
Coding region: 32-487 (151 amino acids)
Cellular component (GO): cytosol; nascent polypeptide-associated complex
Source: RefSeq, a predicted model, not a curated record
UUUUUUUGGCCCAUCGAACAGUCAGAGCAACAUGGCCGACGUUCAAGAGCGUCUUAAGAAGCUUGGUGCCGUUGCGCGCGUUGGUGGCAAGGGCACCCCGCGGAGGAAGCAGAAGCGGGCUCCCGUUAGGUCCGGCGCCGACGACAAGAAGCUUCAGGCGUCCCUGAAGAAGCUGAACGUCCAGCCCAUCCAGGCCAUUGAGGAGGUCAACAUGUUCAAGUCGGACGGCAACGUUAUCCACUUUGCUGCCCCCAAGGUUCACGCCGCCGUCCCCGCCAACACCUUCGCUAUCUACGGCAAUGGCGAGGAUAAGGAACUUACCGAGCUCGUCCCCGGUAUCCUCAACCAGCUUGGCCCCGACUCGCUGGCCUCUCUCCGCAAGCUUGCCGAGAGCUACCAGAACCUCCAGAAGACUGAGAAGGAGGGAGAUGAUGACGAGAUCCCUGACCUUGUAGAGGGCGAGAACUUCGAGAGCAAGGUCGAGUAAGCAACGGGAACGGAUCAAAGCCGUCUGAGGAUCCAUGAUGCAUAUGAACCUGGCGAUGGCGGCAAAAGGGAAAGGAAAAAUUGGGUCUAGGCAUCUCGGUUUUACCGGAAUUUGGGGAAAAGGUACAUCCCUAAGAAUAUGAACCUGGCAUCACGAAUGCACCUCUUUGCAACAACCUGAGUGACUUCCUGGGAGAUUUCUAAAUGGUGAUGGAUGUGAUGGCAUCACUGCGUGGUCCUAACAGCGUAGCCGAGCUGAUGCAGCAACAAGAUGGGCAGGAAGGAAUCUAUCAGCUCGGACGGAAGAAGUCAUCCGACUAGAGUUGAUUCUUGGUAUGCCACUGGGAGCGAAGUCCUCCUAUCCGAAGCUACC